Molecule: messenger RNA, 1425 nt
Organism: Galdieria sulphuraria
Lineage: Eukaryota; Rhodophyta; Bangiophyceae; Galdieriales; Galdieriaceae
Product: 28S ribosomal protein S29-related (mitochondria)
Exons: 2
Coding region: 22-1293 (423 amino acids)
Cellular component (GO): mitochondrial small ribosomal subunit
Molecular function (GO): structural constituent of ribosome
Source: RefSeq, a predicted model, not a curated record
UUCUUAUUCUUAUUUAACGAUAUGGCGACUAGGGUUAUGAAAGUGGUUACUAAAAAUUGGAAACCAUCACCUUUCGUUAGUCUACAAGAAUGGAGAAGAAGAACACUAUGCAGCAACGUUCCUACGACAAGCACAUCCUCUCGAGGCAAGUUAAAGUUGCCUCUUUUGGAUGAAAAGAAAAGAGUCGCAGAACAAAACGCGGGUUUUUUGGACUUGAAGUUGAUUCCAGAAGACUUGCCAAGAUUGGUUGAUAUACGGUAUCACGACUUGAAAGAGAACUUUUUCUUGAUGACUCGUCCUUCUGAUCUCCACGUCAUCAACUAUUUGAAACUUGCUCAAGAGGAAAAUCUUUCAAAAGGAGAUUCAUUGGCAAAAAAGAAAGUAGGACUGUUGUUAGAUGGUAGACCAGGGGUAGGGAAGAGCACCACGUUGCUAAGAGCUGUGCACUGGUGUCGUCGGAAUGACUGGUUGGUUAUGUAUAUGCCUCGUCUAUUUGAUAUUUUGAACGCAUCAUCUUCUCUUAUAUUGUCCCAGCCCGGAACAGAGAAGACCGAUCCUUGGGUAGACUGUCUUCACGUGGAUCGUCCGGUGGAAGCUUUCAAGGCAGUACAGAAUAUGUUGAAAGCACAUAUUACUCAAUUAUCCAAAAUACCUUUGAGAUUGCCUUCGAAUGAUGAUUCAGUAGAAAAUGGAAACAAUUUAGCUGAAUGGUUGCAAUCAGGAAUCAAACAAUAUCAACAUCAUAUGAAGUUGGAGGAUGAAAAGACGGCAGGAAGAGUUAUAACCGAUGUCUAUUUAGGCCUUGUGGAACAACUCAAACAGGUAACCGAAUAUCCCGUUGCGUUGAUAUUAGAUGAAUAUAAUUUUGUAUAUGGACUAUCCCCUUUUCGAGAUCAAGUGAGAAGGAGAUUUCAUGCUUCUGCGUUUCGAAUGAUGUGGCCUUUAUUAGACUUUGAAAAGUUGGGUCAGUCACUUGCCAAUGGUUUGGUGUUGGCUGCAACUUGUCGUUCUUUGAUGCCUUAUAAGAUAAGACGGAAGUUGAUUGCACAAUGUUCCCAUUUCCCUUUGACAUUGGAACAACGCAAUGAUCAAACAGGUGAAGAGCAAAUGAAAGCAUUGGAGCCCUAUCGAGUGUAUGUGGAACCCUUUCAGUUGGAUGAAGUCAAACAGUUUCUUGCUUUGUAUGAGCAAUCCGAAUUUAUUCAACAACACUCGGAGUCGGAGUAUAUUCGAGCCUAUUUGAAAAGUGGAGGUGAAAUGGACAAGUUGCAUCGUCUUUGUUGGACAUUGUGAAGAUUCCUUUCUCUCUCUCUUUCUCUCUUUGUAAACAAUCGUCAUAAAUAAUAUAUCGAUAUCUUUCGAAUAUGAGCUAUAACAGUCAUCGACUUGUUGAUCUUUUUAAAAGAUAAAUCAUUCGUAGAAAGU